Messenger RNA from Rhipicephalus microplus (southern cattle tick), 1020 nucleotides. RefSeq lists its product as uncharacterized. The record is from RefSeq and is a predicted model, not a curated record. Lineage: Eukaryota; Metazoa; Arthropoda; Arachnida; Ixodida; Ixodidae.
UUUUUUUUUUUUUUUUUGCGUCGGGGAGAAGUCUGCACCUUGGUGUGCCAUUUUGUCUUAUUUCUUUCGUGGUGCACUGGAAAGAUCGAUGGCCCGUGUAACGCGCGUUCUGCUCGACGCUCCAGCCUAAAGCCAGGUGCAAGCAUGCAGGUGAAGAGAGCCUGGAGAGGAUGCCAGGAACACCUCAUCUAGCUGUCAUUACCUCUGCACGCGCGCUGCAAGACUUGCUUCAAGCCACCAAUGAGGACUCGACCCUGAGCAAGCUCCGCGAAUACGCAAGUACAGCAUGGCCGCUUCACAAGCAAGACGUCCCCGAGCCACUUCGGACGUACUGGGAGUACCGGGACGAGAUACACGAACAGGACGGCCUCGUAUUCCGGAGUAACAAGUCCCCUGUGCAGAGGCUGAUGGGACGCCAGACUAGAACUCUGCUACCGGUGCCUACCAGCCAUUUGGAACCGAGGACCAUUCCACCGAAAGUGGUACAGGGCCGCCUUCAAGAAAUACGGCAACGACAGAGGACCUACUACAACCGCGGUAGCAGAACACUACCGCCUGUGAAGCCAGGCCAGCAGGUCACCGUAUAUGAUACAAACCAGCGGACCUGGGCGCCUGCAGUCUUCAUCAGACCGUUCGGGGAAACCCACUCGGCCAUCGUUAAAACAGAAGACGGCCGGGAACUUCGGCGCACAAGAGAGCAUCUCCGCUUGCUAGAACCGCAACCAGAAUCAAACCAGCCAGAAGCGAGCCUUGUCCCUCCAAACGGGGCGUCCUCAACGGCCCCUACAGAACUACGGCGAAGCACAAGGCAACGAUGCGAGCCCUGUCGGUACCCUCUACCUGAGAGGCGCUAACCAGGUGUUAACUGCCCCGUAAAAAGGGAAGAUGUAGCAAGGCUCAAUAAGCGCCACGUCACCGUUUGUACCUUUAGUGCGCAUGCCUGGCGGCGGCACUAGUUGUGUAUAUAUACUCGUUCUUCUUCCGGCAAUAAAGUGGUUCAUUACCUGAAGCCGACUCGCA